Syngnathus typhle (broad-nosed pipefish) is the source of this 4504-nucleotide messenger RNA. RefSeq names its product bone morphogenetic protein 4-like. Gene Ontology annotation, biological process: SMAD protein signal transduction. The coding region runs from base 3079 to 4227 and encodes 382 amino acids. The transcript is spliced from 18 exons. Gene Ontology annotation, cellular component: extracellular region. Gene Ontology annotation, molecular function: cytokine activity; growth factor activity. The record is from RefSeq and is a predicted model, not a curated record. Lineage: Eukaryota; Metazoa; Chordata; Actinopteri; Syngnathiformes; Syngnathidae.
CGUCUUAUGUGACGUACAGCAUCACGUAAUGGGCGAUGUCACGUGAUAUAGUCACCUAAUGGCCGCCCAAAUACCGGAAAUGUUAAGAAUUGCGGCAAAAUAUGAUAAAUACGAGUAAAAUACAACACGUACGCGGGAGCAGGUUUGGAAAACUAUCUUGGGAGCACCAAAGGAGCAAGAUGAAGUUUGAAAUGAAGGAAUUGGAAGUGUUAGUGGAAGAGGCUGACAAUGAUAGAAACCCCUGAGGUUUGGUGGCUGUGAGAGGAAAGAAGAUCUAAAGUGAUUGAGAACGGAGAAGGCGUUUUGUCAAGUGGCUUACAUUGAAGAUCCACAUUGUCAUGGCCACCUGGCAGCAACAUCUCAUGGCAACUGGUUGCUGUGGAGACCGAAUGUUUUUAUUUGGGGGGCCACCAGGAAGAUGUGCCGGCAGGUCCAUUUGUAUUAAUGAGGCCCAUUACCAACACGGUGACAGCAUGCAAGCCUAUCUUGGAAUCAUUCAAUGGAGGAAGAGGCAGAUUGCCCGGGAGUUCCAUCCAGCUGGUCAUGCGGGGGGAGUGGAAAGAUGGUUCCAAUUGAAGAAUGCCAGCUGCGAGGACGAGUCUCUUCUGCUCUGAGGCCUUCCCGCUGCGACACACAUCCGGAACACGGCACCUGAGGAAGUGUCCAGGAAGCUGUGAGGACGUGGCAAGGCAGCAAGUGGAGCGGGACUUUCCCAGAAACAUUAGCCUCUCUGAGGACAAGGGGAAGGCUGAGGAAUUGGGUUAUAUCAGCAGGGGACAGCCCAGAGGUCAAAGGUGACUUCCUGUAGCUGUCAAACACGAGCUGCUGGACGGGCCGCUUUGCAUUUUACACUCAUGAAGAAGAAGACGACCGCAGCUCAGGGUUUUCGAAACACCAAAUAACACAUGACACUGUUGUGGGCUUUCCUGCUUUUCAUGCCACUCGGGGCAGUGUGGUACCUGAAUGUAGAGAUUACACAGAGAAUAAAUCAACAAGCUACACACAAGAAAGAAGGAGAAUGUAAAUAUUUGCAUAUGACGCAACUUGGACAAAAAGAAAGAUGGAUGGAACAAAAAUGGAAGGCAAUGGACACUGAAAAAAAACCCCCAAGUGAAGCGACAAAGAGAUCGCAGCGGCAACAGCAGCGGCAGCGGCCUCCAGCACUUGUGGCAAAAUGCCUUCCAUGUGUGUCUAAUUGCCUCAGUACAGGUAUUUAACACAAGGUGAGGUCAUUAACACAUGCACACGCUUGUCAGAUGUGAAUCCAGGUGGCCCUUGGCUGAUAGUGCCCAACCAAAAUGAAUGUGACGACCGUUUCCCCCCCACCCUCCUCCAAAAUAUUGAUCACGAAUGGUUGUGAGGUUCAACAUUUGAAUCCCAGCUAUCAAGUAUUGAACCGAUCCAAAAUAGAUACUGGAGGGAGAAGGUCCAAUUGUGUAGUACUGCUGAUUGGACUAAAAUAUGUAAUGAUGGACUUGAUGAGAAAUAAUUAAGUCCCAUGAAAGCAUCAGGCAGAUGAACAUCCCUUUUUACAACACACUGUGGUUUGUGAAAGGCCAUAUCCUGGUCAACGGCGCCAUCUGGUGUUCAAUUGUGAAACCUACAAUAUAGUUUGUGAUGGGAACUGUCAAAAAAAGAAAAAAUGCUGAGAGAUUUUUUCAGUAUCAGUGUCCUACACCGUGUGUGUCCAACAGGACUGCAUUGAAAGACGUGCAGUCCCUGCAGGCAUGACUUCUGCGUGUAUACAGCGUGACAUUGACGUCACGGGUCUUCUGUUGUCAUGUAUCUGUGCUUUGCACACGGUUCAUGGUAAACAUGCCUGCACCACAGGAAUGACAAGACUCAAAUCUGGCCCUGUUUCAGGAUUUGUGUAUCUCCUUGACACACUUUGUCACGUGUCCUUGACUUGUUCACAUCAAAUUCAAUCAAUAUGGACCGUAUGUUAUCUUAAAUUAUAACCAUAGAAUGGAUCCUAUCUUAUCUGACAUUCAAUAUGAUGGGCCUAAAAAUGAGUAACGGGUCCCCCAAAUACAAGUCAUUACUCUGUCAUCAAAUGAACAAGAGGGGGAAAAGAGCUUUUGAUCAACCUGAUUGUCUUGAGAAUUUGAUCCUCUUUAUUCCAUGCGAUUGAUUGAUUGAUAGGAGAUCAUAUCGGAUUAAUGCUCAUGCCUGGGGGUCACAAGCGUCAUGCUCUGUCACUGUCCAAACAAACCCAGGGGGCGAGGGGGACGUCGGUGGCGAGGUGACCAAUGUGGGGGCGCAUGUGCACGCUAACAAUACGCAUCACGUGCGUCAUGGCUCUCGCUCUUCGUUUGCUUUCUUGCGACUGGCUUCACACUGAUAACAGACAGAUGGCUAGAAAAAAAAAACGUGAUGAUGGAGAAACUUUACUUGGGUUGAACCCUCCUCACCCUGAUGAUAAAUACACAUGAGGUGCUGUAGCAAUGCAAGUUUUUUUUGUCGUACAGUAUUAGUAAUUAUGAAAAAUUUCAAAUAUUAGCUUAUAAAUUGGCUGCCUGAAUUUCUUUUAUUUUAUAUUUAUUUUCUUUUAAAAUGUCACAUUUUCAAAUUCCAAUUAAGGGUUUCACGUGCAUGCAUUAAAUGCAGGUAUCACGUUAUUUAAAUAACUGAUGGUUCGAGCAGCAGCGCAUUGGCUCCCUCUAGUGGUAUAUGAAAGGAUCACUACUUGGAUGCAGAUCAGUUGUGUUUAACUUUGUACUAGUUAUUGUUCCCUAAACUACUGUGUGAGUUACUUGCAUACAGUAGUAAUACAGCAUUGCCUAAAACAUUUCUAAUCAAAUAAAUAUUUUAUCUUUGUCCUAAAAACUAUUAAUAUUAAUAAGCAUUAGCUUGGAUUUCUGGAUAAGGGAGCACAUUGUUUGUUAUAUAUUCUUUAUUCUCUCACUUUUGACCAUUUUUACCUUUCCUUUGUGUUUGCGGGGUGUUUUUGCCCCCACCAUCCAUCAUCAUCAAUCAAGGUCCAAUCAUCCUCUGAUGUUAGCUGAAUAGUGUCAUCAAUCGGCACAUUAGUGUCCUUAUCACACACAGUGGCGCACGCUCAGUCCGCCCUUUGCCAAUAUGUCAAGAGGAGCGAUGCGCGUCUGGCUCGUCCUCGCGCUCCAUUUGCGCUGCGUCACAGCCGGCGGCAGGGACCCGGUGGGGACCCGGACGGACUUGGACCGUGACAACAAGUUGACGGAAAAGCUCGGCGCUUUGUUCCAUUUGAAGGAUCUACUCCGCGGCGCCCCACACAGGAAGGCGCCUCAGUUCAUGUUGGAUCUCUUUAACGCCGUCUCCGCGUCGGACGGGACGAGAAAAAGUCAGAAAGACAUACUGGAGGGGAAUGUCGUGAGGAGCUUCGAAGAUAAAGAUCAUGACGGCGAGAGGUUUCACUUUUUCAACCUGUCUUCUUUUGGACGAGAAGAGAGGAUGGUUAAGGCUGAAUUCCGUUGGUUUCGAAAGAAACAGAAACAUUUCCUGGAAAAGUCAUACAGGCCCCAUUUUUAUAAGCUGGAUUUGUAUGAAGUGCUGCAUAGUCAAGUGAAACCUUGGCGAGGAAACCUCAUCACCUCCAGACUCGUUCCUCUUUACACUCAGGGAUGGGAAGUCUUCAAUGUCACGCAAACAGUGUCCAAGUGGCUCUGCAACAGCCAAGAUAACAAUGGCAUCCUGGUGGUGACCACGCUGCCAUCUGGGACUUGGAUGGACUCUGUGGUUACGUCAUCCAAGCUGUGUGGAGAGCCAGUAGGCACUCACGCUUACUUGGUUAUCUUCUCUGAUGAUGGCAGGCCUGGAGCAACCAAUCAAUCAUACUUUGGACUUGCUCAGUCUUCAGCUGUGGAACUCCAUGACCACCCCACUAGGAUGCGACGUGGAGCCUCAGGGCUCUUACCCCGCGGCAAUUCGCGAUCCUGCCAGAGGGUCUCCCUCUUUGUAGACUUUGAGGAGAUAGGCUGGUCGGGCUGGAUCAUCUCGCCACGGGGUUACAACGCUUACCACUGUAAGGGCUCGUGUCCCUUCCCGCUGGGAGGAAGUCUCCGAGCCACCAAUCACGCCACCGUGCGCUCCAUUAUGCACGCACUCAAGUUGUCCGCGGAUGAAGUCGAGGCACCCUGUUGUGUGCCCGACAAACUUCAGUCCAUGAGUUUGUUAUAUUUUGACGACGAAGAGAAUGUGGUUUUGAAACAGUAUGAUGACAUGGUGGCUAUGAGCUGCGGCUGCCACUGAUGCUCCACAACAAAUUGGAUAACAAGUAAUCGUCAGACGGCGGCCUAUCGGCUACGUGCUCGCUAUGACCGUCAGUCUGUGGGUUGGCAGACUCUAAAACUGGACUGCGGAACGUGUGAGCUUCCUUUGAAAUCGCAGGUUGAAGAGGAUGCUCGAGGCGAGUGAUUUGUAGCCGUCCCUCUUGAUGAAAGGUUCAGGUGUCCCUUUGGCCUCCGAGUGUGGUCUGUGGGGAAAGUCCAGCAGAGAAGGUGAAAGGACAGCUGAGAGGAUUUCCGAU